This is a messenger RNA of Mytilus californianus (California mussel), 3552 nucleotides long. RefSeq lists its product as uncharacterized. The record is from RefSeq and is a predicted model, not a curated record. The coding region runs from base 6 to 2216 and encodes 736 amino acids. Gene Ontology annotation, molecular function: alpha-L-arabinofuranosidase activity; xylan 1,4-beta-xylosidase activity. Lineage: Eukaryota; Metazoa; Mollusca; Bivalvia; Mytilida; Mytilidae. The transcript is spliced from 12 exons. Gene Ontology annotation, cellular component: plant-type cell wall. Gene Ontology annotation, biological process: xylan catabolic process; arabinan catabolic process.
CCGGAAUGGAUGUUGUUUACUUUCUGCUUGGAUUUCUUUUGUUUAAUAGCAUAACAGCUGAUUAUCCAUUUAGAAAUACAUCGAUAUCAUGGAAGGAAAGAGUAGACGACUUAGUUAGUAGACUGACAAUAGAAGAAAUUAUGUAUCAGAUGGCUAGGGGAGGAGCCGGAAUACAUGGGGGUCCAGCCCCUGCAGUUUACAGACUUGGCAUAGGACCUUACCAGUGGAAUACAGAAUGCUUGAGGGGAGAUGUAAUGGCAGGAAAUGCCACAGCGUUUCCUGAAGCUAUUGGUUUAGCUGCAACUUUUAGUCCAGAUUUGAUAUUCCGUGUGGCAGAGGCCACAGCCAAGGAAGUAAGAGCCAAACACAAUAAUGACAUACGACAUGGUUAUUACUAUGAUCACACUGGACUCAGCUGCUUCAGUCCUGUUAUUAACAUUAUGAGGAAUCCAUUGUGGGGAAGAAACCAGGAAACUUACGGAGAGGAUCCCCACCUUAGUGGACUGUAUGCCACCAGUUUUGUGAAGGGUCUACAGGGAGAUCAUCCAAAAUAUAUCAGAGCUAAUGCUGGGUGUAAACACUUUGAUGUCCAUGGGGGACCAGAAGAUAUUCCAUCUUCUAGAUUUGGUUUUAAUGCUGUGGUAUCAGAAAGAGAUUGGAGACUAACAUUUCUACCAGCAUUCAAAAAGUGUGUAGAGGCUGGAUCCUACAGUCUGAUGUGUAGUUAUAACAGUAUAAAUGGGGUGCCAGCAUGUGCAAACAGUAAAUUACUAACAAGUAUUUUACGAGAUGAAUGGAAUUUUACUGGAUAUGUUGUCAGUGAUGAGGUAGCCAUAGAAAACAUAAUGUUUUGGCACCAGUAUUAUCUGGACCCUAUUGAUACAGUGGCGGGAUGUGUGAAUGCUGGGUGUAAUUUAGAAUUGUCAGGGAACUCUUAUAAACCUGUGUAUCUAUAUAUGUUGGAUGCUAUUAAACAUAAGAAAUUAACCGAAGAUACUGUGAGAGAAAGAGUAAAGCCAUUAUUUAAUACCAGAAUGAGGCUAGGAGAAUUUGAUCCCCCAUCAACAAACCCUUACAUGCAGUUAAACCUGUCUGUUAUACAGAGUAAAGAACAUAGAGAUUUAGCUGUAGAGGCUGCUACUAAAUCUAUUGUCAUGUUAAAGGGAGGACAGACUAUGCUGCCAAUAUUUAAACAAAUACCAAAAAUUGCAGUGGUAGGACCUAUGGCUAACAACACAGGACAGUUGUUUGGAGAUUAUUCCCCAGAUGCUGAUCCACGUUUUGUAUCCACACCCUGGGCGAGUCUCCGUAAAGUGGCAGUAAAUUCCUCCUAUGCUGCAGGCUGUAAGGAUGGUAACAAAUGUACCAAGUAUUCACCAUCAGAUAUACAGAAUGCUGUUAAAGAUUCAUAUAUUGUAUUUGUAUGUCUUGGGACAGGUACAGAAAUAGAAUCAGAGGGAAAAGAUAGAAGAGAUAUGGAGUUACCAGGGAAACAGCUUCAAUUGUUACAGGAUGCUGUUAAGUAUGGUGGUGAUGUAUCUGUAGUAUUACUGUUAUUUACUGCCGGACCAGUCAAUAUAACAUGGGCAGAGGAAAACAAAAAUGUUGUUAACAUAUUCCAAUGUUUCUAUCCAGCUCAAGCCACCGGAGAAGCUCUACUUACUUUGUUUACAACAGUCAAUAAUAGUGUUAAUCCAAGUGGGCGUCUACCUUACACAUGGUACAAGUAUGCUGAUCAGAUACCCUCAAUGGUUGAUUACAGUAUGAAGGAGAAGACUUACAGAUAUUUUACUGGAGAACCUCUGUAUCCUUUUGGUUUUGGAUUAACCUAUACUACAUUCAACUAUUCCAACUUAGUGGUACCAGCUUCAGUAAAAGUUGGGGAUCCAGUUCCUGUACAAGUGACUGUUACCAAUAUGGGUUUAUUUGAUGGAGAUGAGGUAGUGCAAGUAUAUCUACAUUGGUUGACAACAAAGGAACCAAUGCCUAAUUUACAAUUGGUAACUUUAGAUAGAGUGUUUAUACAAAGACAUACCAAUGUUACAGUCAAACUGACAAUAGAUGCUCAAAGUCUGGCUGUGUGGACUGAUAAAGGAUUUGUUAUAGAGCCAGGCUCUAUACAAGUAUAUGUUGGUGGACAGCUACCCAACCAGAAGAAGACAGUGCCUUCAAAUGUUCUCACUGCUACAUUUAAAAUUGUGGAAGCAAGACACUAAAAUGAUGGAUUUGAUAUAGAGGGGAUUUUUUUAUAUUUUUUAAAGUAUUAUGUUGUCUUGCCUGCCAUAAAGUUGUGGAAUACAAGACAUAAGGAUUUUUAGGGUUUGGUGACUACAUAAAUAUACUGUAUUAGAUGAUUUGUCUUGUUAUCCUUUUAAUUAUGAUGAGUAAUAGGUCAACUAUAUUUAAUAUAGAAUCAUUUCAAACUACCGGUAUAUACAUGUCUGCCAAACAGUGUUCACCUGACCUCUUUACCUCAUUUCGUGGAGUUUUUGUGAUUUGACCUGUUUCUCAGAUUCUAUAAGUAUGAGUCAACCAUAUUUGGUGUAUUAAAUGUUUGUAAGAUAAGUUCAUUGGAUGACAGGCUUCACCUGAUCUUGUCUUUAUUUGCUCUAUUCAUUGGGCAAUGUUAAGCAUUUGUGAUACUUGCAAUAAAAUCUUGAUUCAGCAGAUUAUUACACAACAUCCAGUCAUAAUUAGUCAAAGAUGCUCACAAUCCCACCUGGUCUAGUCUUGUAUAGACAUACUUUAGCAUACCAAGUAGUAGUGGGUUAUAAAGUUUUUGACCUAUCUGACAGUCUGUCAGUCUUUUUCGUUUCAUGAUGCUAACUCAAAUUAUUUAUAUCAGAUUGGAACAAAAUAAUCAAAUAUUUAUUUGCUGUCAUAUAUUUUCUCUUCUUUGCAUGAAUCCUUAUCAUGAAUGUAAAGAUAAGUGCAAUUUUUUGUCUCACCCGUGACAGGUGUCACAGAAUACAAGAGACAUAUGAAGGUUAAUCUAGCUACAAAGAAAUGACAGAAAUUUGUGCAAAAAGUGGUUAAGGAUGCAUGUAUGGGAUUGCAAUCUAACACAUAUAAUAAGAAGAUGAAAAGGAAGAUCCCUAUUGAUUUUCAAGUCAGUUUGUCUCAGGUCAAGGUCUAAAUUACUUGAAAAAGGUUUUUGCAUUACAAAAUUGCUGUUUCGAAUCAUAAUUUAUAUGAGGGUAUGUGGUAUGUGAGAGUUUUCACUAAAGAUUAUUUAAUUAUUCUAUUGUUAAACUUUUAUAGUGAUCUCUGUUUAUUAUGUGAUAAUUCCUGUAAUUUGCCAUUUCAGAUUCUGAAGCAUUCUGGGUAAUAUUUUCAUGAGCGAAACAUUAAAAAGUUCUGAAUAGAACAGCAGCUCCCUAAAAAAUAGAUAAUCAUCCAAUGAUUAAAUCUUGUAUUCAUUUUGUUCAAACAACAUUAAUUACAGUCCUUCAGAUUCUGAAAUCAUAUCUUGUUAAUGAUGAUUUAUCUUAUUUUUUGUUAUGAAUUAUUAAAUGAAUAUUUUUUAUAACAAAUAAACUGAUGAAGAUGAAA